Molecule: messenger RNA, 431 nt
Organism: Neogale vison (American mink)
Lineage: Eukaryota; Metazoa; Chordata; Mammalia; Carnivora; Mustelidae
Product: late cornified envelope protein 2D-like
Exons: 1
Coding region: 9-353 (114 amino acids)
Source: RefSeq, a predicted model, not a curated record
UCUUUAAGAUGUCCUGCCAGCAAAACCAGCAGAGGUGCAAGUUCCCUGUCAAGUGCCUCCCCAGGUGUUCACCCAAGUGGCCACUUCAAGCCCCACAGGCCCCACAGACCCCACAGGCUUCCCAGGGCCCACAGGCCUCUGCUCCUUGCCCAGCUCCCUGCCCAGCUGCCUGCCCCCCACCUGCUCCCUCCUGCUGUGUCCCCAGUUGCUGUAUCACUGGCUUCAGAAGCUGCUGCUCUCUGGGGUAUCAUGGGUUACCAGGAGUCUGUCUAGGCCAGCCCCAGCCUUCCAGCUGGGAGAGGGAGUCCUCUGGGUGUUCCAGUUAUUGCCAUGGAUUUGGGGGCUGCAGCUGACCUGCAGGUUUUGAGGAGCCAAAGAUCCAUGGCCAAGGACAAGUCUGGAGUUGACAACUUUUCUCACUCUCACCUUGU